GCGGCCGCCGGAAGUAUCGCGAGAGUUGGCGCGGCGGCGGCGCCGGCGCUAGAGGUGACCGAGGCAGCAGCGGCCGCGGGCGCCUCCUCCUCUUUUUCCUCCUCCUCCUCCUCCUCCUUCUCCUCCUUUUCCUUCCUCUCCGGCCAUGGAGAAGGCGGUCGGCGCGGCGGUAGCGGUGACGGCGGAGGAGGGAGGCGGUGAGGGCGGCGGCGGCGAGGCCGGCAGCGCCACAGCGGGGCCCGGUCCCCCGGAGGGGCCGAGCGGCCCCGCCGCGCCCCCGUCGCCGUGCGGGCCCGGGGCGGCCGGGCUGGUGCGGGUGUGCGACCUCCUGCUGAAGAAGAAGGCGGUGCCGGGCAAGGCGAAGCGCGGCGGGCGGGCGGCCCGGCCGGCCAGCAGCAGCGAGAGCGGCGGCGGCGGCAGCGAGAGCAGCAACAACGGCAGCGACGACGAGGAAGAGGAGGAGGAGGAGGAGGAAGACGAGGAGGAGGAGGAGGAGGAAGAGGAGGUCUCCGAGGUGGAAUCAUUUAUCUUGGAUCAGGAUGAUCUCGAAAACCCUAUGUUGGAAACAGCUUCUAAAUUGCUGCUGUCAAGUACUGCUGAUGGUGCUGACCUGAGAACAGUAGAUCCUGAAACCCAGGCGAGAUUAGAAGCUUUGCUGGAAGCUGCGGGCAUAGGGAAGCUGUCCACGGCGGACGGGAAGGCGUUUGCGGACCCCGAGGUGCUGCGCAGGCUGACCUCGUCCGUCAGCUGCGCCUUGGAUGAAGCGGCCGCCGCGCUGACCCGGAUGAGAGCCGAGAGCACGGCCAGCGCAGGACAGACGGACAACCGCAGCCUGGCCGAGGCCUGCUCCGAAGGAGACGUCAAUGCCGUGCGGAAGCUGCUCAUUGAAGGCCGCAGCGUGAACGAGCACACAGAGGAAGGGGAAAGCCUCCUUUGCUUGGCCUGCUCAGCAGGGUAUUAUGAGCUUGCACAGGUUCUCUUGGCAAUGCAUGCCAAUGUGGAGGACCGGGGCAUCAAGGGAGACAUCACACCUCUGAUGGCUGCUGCCAACGGCGGGCACGUCAAAAUUGUCAAGCUGCUGCUAGCUCACGGUGCUGAUGUGAACGCACAGUCAUCCACAGGCAACACAGCCCUGACGUACGCCUGCGCCGGGGGCUACGUGGACGUGGUGAAGGUGCUGCUGGAGUCGGGCGCCAGCAUCGAGGAGCACAACGAGAACGGCCAUCUGGAAAUGGUGAGGUUUCUGCUGGAAGCUGGUGCAGACCAGGAGCACAAGACAGAUGAGAUGCACACUGCUCUCAUGGAGGCGUGCAUGGAUGGUCACGUGGAAGUGGCAAGGUUACUCCUGGACAGCGGAGCUCAGGUGAACAUGCCUGCCGACUCCUUCGAGUCCCCUCUGACCCUGGCAGCCUGUGGUGGGCACGUGGAGCUGGCAGCUCUGCUGAUUGAACGUGGAGCUAACUUGGAAGAGGUCAAUGACGAGGGAUACACGCCGCUGAUGGAGGCAGCUCGGGAGGGCCACGAGGAGAUGGUGGCACUGUUACUUGGGCAAGGAGCAAACAUCAACGCUCAGACAGAGGAGACGCAGGAAACCGCGCUGACCCUGGCUUGCUGCGGAGGGUUUCUGGAGGUGGCCGAUUUCCUCAUUAAAGCGGGAGCUGACAUAGAGCUCGGCUGUUCCACACCUUUGAUGGAGGCUGCUCAGGAGGGGCAUUUGGAGCUGGUCAAAUAUUUAUUAGCUGCGGGGGCUAAUGUGCAUGCCACAACAGCAACAGGUGACACGGCACUGACGUACGCCUGUGAGAAUGGCCACACUGAUGUAGCAGACGUCUUACUUCAGGCAGGUGCAGAUCUGGAGCAUGAAUCAGAAGGUGGAAGAACCCCACUCAUGAAAGCUGCCAGGGCAGGUCAUGUUUGCACUGUUCAGUUCUUGAUUAGCAAAGGAGCGAACGUGAACAGGACCACAGCCAACAACGACCACACGGUGCUGUCGCUGGCCUGUGCCGGAGGCCACCUGGCCGUGGUGGAGCUGCUGCUCGCUCAUGGUGCUGAUCCCACACACAGACUCAAGGAUGGAUCGACCAUGCUGAUCGAGGCGGCCAAAGGCGGUCACACCAGCGUGGUUUGUUACCUCCUAGAUUACCCAAACAACUUGCUUUCUGCUCCUCCACCUGAUGCCACUCAGCUGACCCCACCAUCCCAUGACCUCAACAGGGCUCCUCGAGUACCAGUGCAGGCGCUGCCCAUGGUCGUCCCACCCCAGGAGCCUGACAAACCCCCUGCCAAUGUCGCCACAACCCUUCCCAUCAGAAACAAAGCUGCUUCUAAACAAAAGUCCAGCAGUCAUUUGCCAACAAACAACCAGGAUGUACAGGGUUACAUCACCAAUCAGUCUCCAGAGAGCAUUGUAGAAGAGGCUCAGGGCAAGUUGACAGAGCUGGAGCAGAGGAUAAAAGAAGCCAUAGAGAAGAACGCUCAGCUGCAGUCCCUGGAAUUGGCACACGCCGACCAGCUCACCAAAGAGAAGAUUGAGGAGCUGAACAAAACGAGAGAGGAGCAAAUUCAGAAGAAACAAAAGAUUUUGGAGGAACUGCAGAAAGUGGAGCGAGAGUUACAGCUGAAAACUCAACAGCAGCUAAAAAAGCAAUAUCUAGAGGUAAAAGCGCAAAGAAUUCAGCUCCAGCAGCAGCAGCAGCAACAGUCUUGCCAGCAUCUGGGACUACUGACUCCCGUUGGGGUAGGAGAACAACUCUCAGAGGGAGACUAUGCACGAUUGCAGCAAGUGGACCCCAUCUUGCUCAAGGAUGACCCUCAGCAAGCUGCUGCGCAGACGGGGUUUGCACCAGUUCAGCCUCUGGCCAUGCCACAAGCUUUGCCUCUGGCAGCAGGUUCCUUACCUCCAGGGUCCAUCGCAAAUCUUACAGAACUGCAAGGUGUUAUAGUUGGACAGCCAGUGCUGGGCCAAGCACAACUAGCAGGGCUGGGGCAAGGAAUACUGACAGAAACACAGCAAGGGUUAAUGGUAGCCAGCCCUGCUCAGACGCUCAAUGACACGCUGGAUGACAUCAUGGCAGCAGUGAGUGGAAGAGCAUCUGCAAUGUCAAACACUCCCACCCACAGCAUUGCAACCUCAGUGUCCCAACCUCAGACGCCGACUCCGAGUCCCAUCAUUUCUCCUUCAGCCAUGCUGCCCAUCUACCCUGCUAUAGACAUCGAUGCCCAGACUGAGAGUAACCAUGACACAGCCUUGACGCUGGCUUGUGCUGGUGGCCAUGAAGAGCUGGUACAAACCCUGCUGGAGAGAGGAGCUAACAUUGAGCACAGGGACAAGAAAGGGUUUACUCCGCUCAUUUUGGCUGCUACAGCCGGCCAUGUGGGGGUUGUGGAAAUCUUACUGGAUAAUGGAGCUGAUAUUGAAGCCCAGUCUGAGAGAACCAAGGACACUCCCUUGUCUUUGGCUUGUUCAGGAGGGAGGCAAGAGGUGGUGGAGUUGCUGCUAGCUCGGGGGGCAAACAAGGAGCACAGGAAUGUGUCUGAUUACACACCUCUGAGCCUCGCUGCCUCGGGUGGCUAUGUGAACAUUAUCAAGAUUCUGCUGAAUGCUGGGGCAGAAAUCAAUUCCAGAACUGGCAGCAAAUUGGGCAUUUCUCCCUUGAUGCUGGCAGCCAUGAAUGGGCACACUGCUGCUGUCAAGCUGUUACUGGACAUGGGCUCUGAUAUCAAUGCCCAGAUCGAGACCAACAGGAAUACAGCUCUGACUCUGGCCUGUUUCCAGGGAAGAACUGAGGUGGUCAGCCUGCUGCUUGAUAGAAAAGCUAACGUGGAGCACAGAGCCAAGACCGGCCUGACCCCGCUGAUGGAAGCGGCCUCUGGGGGAUACGCGGAGGUGGGCAGGGUCCUGCUGGACAAAGGCGCCGAUGUCAACGCUCCCCCCGUCCCUUCGUCCAGAGACACAGCUCUAACCAUUGCAGCAGACAAGGGGCACUACAAGUUCUGUGAGCUCCUCAUUAGCAGGGGAGCUCACAUCGAUGUGCGGAACAAGAAGGGCAAUACUCCCCUGUGGCUGGCAGCAAAUGGGGGGCAUCUUGAUGUGGUCCAGCUGCUGGUCCAGGCUGGAGCUGACGUGGAUGCAGCUGAUAACAGGAAAAUAACUCCUCUCAUGGCAGCCUUCCGAAAGGGCCACGUGAAGGUGGUGCGUUACCUGGUGAAGGAGGUGAACCAGUUCCCCUCAGACUCGGAGUGCAUGAGAUACAUUGCAACCAUCACUGAUAAGGAGAUGCUGAAGAAGUGCCACCUGUGCAUGGAGUCAAUUGUUCAAGCCAAAGAUAGACAGGCUGCAGAGGCCAACAAAAACGCAAGCAUUCUUCUAGAGGAACUGGACUUGGAGAAGUUAAGGGAAGAAAGCAGGAGACUGGCUCUGGCUGCCAAAAGAGAGAAGAGAAAAGAGAAAAGGAGGAAGAAAAAAGAGGAACAAAGGCGAAAACUAGAAGAAAUAGAAGCAAAAAAUAAAGAGAAUUUCGAACUCCAAGCUGCUCAGGAGAAGGAGAAGUUAAAAGCUGAAGGUGAUUACUGCAAUUAUUCCAAGGAAAGAAUGAAAUUCGAUGAUCCCGAGGUCCCAAUGGAGCCUCCCAGUGCUACCACCACCACUACCAUAGGUAUAUCUGCAACCUGGACCACGUUAGCAGGCUCUCAUGGGAAGAGGAAUAACACCAUCACCACCACGAGCUCCAAGAGGAAAAACAGGAAAAACAAAGUGACCCCUGAUAACGUGCAGAUCAUAUUCGAUGAUCAGCUUCCCAUCUCCUAUAGCCAGCCUGAGAAGGUGAAUGGGGAGUCCAAGAGCAGCAGCACUAGUGAGAGCGGUGACAGUGACAAUAUGAGGAUCUCCAGCUGCAGCGAUGAGAGCAGCAAUAGCAACAGCAGCCACAAGAGCGACAAUCAUUCCUCCACAGCUGUCACCAGCACCCAGAGCAACAAAAAGCAACCGUCGGUGCUCGUCACUUGUCCGAAGGAUGAGAGGAAAGCAGUGCCUGGCAAGUCAUCCAUCAAGUUGUCUGAAGUUAUUAAUGAAGUGACAAGCAAUUCCUUGUCUACUUGCACAAAAUCCGCUCCUUCUCCCCUUUCUUCUCCAAACGGAAAGCUAACCAUUGCUAGUCCUAAACGUGGUCAGAAAAGGGAAGAAGGCUGGAAGGAAGUUGUGAGAAGAUCCAAGAAGGUUUCUGUGCCAUCAACUGUGAUUUCCAGAGUUAUUGGCAGAGGAGGGUGUAACAUCAACGCGAUCCGUGAGUGCACGGGAGCGCACAUAGACAUUGACAAACAGAAGGAUAAAACUGGAGACAGAAUCAUCACCAUAAGGGGUGGCACAGAAUCAACCAGACAGGCCACACAGUUGAUCAAUGCUCUCAUCAAGGAUCCAGACAAGGAAAUCGAUGAACUUAUUCCAAAGAACCGUUUGAAAAGCUCAACUGUAAACUCCAAGAUAGGGUCCUCGACACCUGCCGCCACCACAGCUGCUAACAGUUCUCUCGUGGGCAUCAAAGUGACCACCGUAGCCGCUUCGUCGGCAUCUCAGACGGCCUCCGCGCUCACCGUGCCUGCCAUCUCCUCAGCGUCCGCUCACAAGGGCAUCAAGAACCCCGUGAACAACGUGCGGCCCGGUUUCCAGGUCUCGCUGCCGCUGCCCAAGAAUCCAGCUCCCGUGCAGAACUCCCCCGUCGCAGUCCUCAACGUUAACCACAUCAAAAGGCCCCACAGCGUUCCUUCUUCAGUGCAGCUUCCUUCUACCUUAAGUACACAAAGUGCUUCUCAGAAUUCGGCCCACGCGGCGAACAAGCCCAUGGGGAACAACUUCAGUGCUACCCUGCCUUUCGGGCCCUUUAGUACGUUGUUCGAGAACAGCCCCACGUCUGCUCAUGCCUUCUGGGGCGGCUCCGUCGUUUCCUCGCAGACAGCACCGGAGUCCAUGCUCUCAGCUAAGUCCUCGUUUUUGCCAAAUUCAGAUCCGUUGCAUCAGUCCGACACUUCCAAAGCCCCGGGUUUUCGGCCGCCGUUACAGAGGCCAGCUCCAAGUCCCUCAGGUAUUGUCAGUAUGGAUUCUCCCUAUGCUUCUGUAACCCCUUCUUCUACACACCUGGGGAGCUUUGCCUCGAACCUGUCGGGCGGGCAGAUGUACGCGCCCGGGACACCGCUGGGCGGCGCGCCUGCAGCUGCUAAUUUCAACAGACAGCAUUUCUCCCCUCUUAGUUUAUUGCCUCCAUGUUCAUCAGCAUCAAAUGAAUCUCCUGCUCAGUCCGUGUCCUCUGGAGUACGAGCACCCUCUCCCACCCCUUCAGCAGUGUCCUUGGGAUCAGAAAAGCCCAGUAACGUUUCUCAGGACAGAAAAGUUCCUGUUCCCAUUGGGACUGAACGGUCUGCACGCAUUAGACAAACUGGAACGUCGACUCCUUCUGUAAUUGGGAGCAACUUGGCUGCUCCGGUGGGCCACAGUGGGAUCUGGUCCUUCGAAGGUAUAGGUGGCAGUCAAGACAAAGUGGACUGGUGCCACAGCGGCAUGGGCAGCCACAUGAUCCACAGGCCCAUGUCCGACCCAGGCGUCUUCUCGCACCAAGCCAUGGAGAGAGACAGCGCGGGCAUCGUAGCGCCUUCCGGUACAUUCCAUCAGCCCGUCCCCGCAGGAUACAUGGACUUCCCAAAAGUCGGGGGAAUGCCUUUUUCUGUGUAUGGGAACGCCAUAAUUCCUCCUGUAGCCCCCAUCACAGAUGGUACUGGAGGCCCCAUCUUUAACGGGCCUCAUGCUGCUGACCCAUCUUGGAACUCGCUGAUAAAGAUGGUUUCAAAUUCCACAGAAAACAAUGGGCCUCAGACGGUGUGGACUGGAACCUGGACACCUCACAUGAACAGUGUGCAUAUGAACCAACUGGGCUGAGUGGGAUCAACGUGCUGGCCUUGAGAUUCCUGGUUUUUGCAGAGGAAACCACAAUUGGCAGAAACAGUUUAUGUGCUCCCAGAUCAUUCUACUGAUGUGCUUGACUGAAGUGUGUAGGCUUUUUGCAGAAGAACUUACUAACUGACCUUUUUCUGUGAACAUUGUGACCGCCCAUUCCCCACCAUCAUAUGUUUCAACUUAGUUAGACUUUCUUCUUUCCUUUCCUCCUCUUUUUUUUUUUUUUUUUUUUGACAUAACUUUCUGUUGAAGCUGUUCUUUGGCUGGUUGGUUUUAGUACUGUAAACUGCUUCUGAGCAAACACAGAAAUUUAGCAAAAUUAUGUAAACUUGAUCCUGAAGUUUUAGAAUGGCAAAUAAAUGUACAAUUGUUUACAUAACAAAUGGCUAAGCAGAAAGUAAAUUUCAAUAUGUCAGUUAUAGAGGCUCUACUUUAUGUAGACUUAAAUUAAUGUGAGAUAUGUACCUUCAUAUUCAGAAAUCUGGAUGUUUCCUUCAUACAUUAAACUAUUAAUAAGCAUAA
This is a messenger RNA of Zonotrichia albicollis (white-throated sparrow), 7465 nucleotides long. The record is from RefSeq and is a predicted model, not a curated record. NCBI's taxonomy places the organism in Eukaryota, Metazoa, Chordata, Aves, Passeriformes, Passerellidae.